Schistosoma mattheei is the source of this 333-nucleotide messenger RNA. The record is from the annotation of a GenBank genome assembly. Lineage: Eukaryota; Metazoa; Platyhelminthes; Trematoda; Strigeidida; Schistosomatidae.
AUGAAUCCAGAUGAAGAAAUAAGUCUUGAUAGUUUUUUUCAAAUGGCUGGAAUGGAUUCAUCUCAAUUAGAAGCAUUAUGUUGCCCAAUAUCAUCAACACCAGCAUGUACACCAGAUGAUGUACAUAUUUCUUUGGCUGAGAAAAAUUCUCCAUUUACGCAUCAAAUUCAAUUAACUGAUACAGAAGAAACAAUUAAUCAUAUAAAAGCACGUUAUGAAGCAGAAAUAGCAAAUUAUAAAAAAAAAUUAUCCAGUUAUCAAGAUGGUCAACAAAAACAAGCUCAGCUUAUACAAAAAUUACAAGCAAAACUUCAACCACUACAGAAACUUUAA